Messenger RNA from Chinchilla lanigera (long-tailed chinchilla), 1851 nucleotides. RefSeq names its product complexin 1 (gene Cplx1). Gene Ontology annotation, biological process: neurotransmitter transport; synaptic vesicle exocytosis; regulation of neurotransmitter secretion. NCBI's taxonomy places the organism in Eukaryota, Metazoa, Chordata, Mammalia, Rodentia, Chinchillidae. The record is from RefSeq and is a predicted model, not a curated record. The transcript has 3 exons. Gene Ontology annotation, molecular function: syntaxin binding. The coding region runs from base 73 to 477 and encodes 134 amino acids. Gene Ontology annotation, cellular component: SNARE complex; terminal bouton.
CUCCCCGCAGGGACUCCGCCUCCUCCUAUGUGAGGUCUGACCCAGUGAUCACUGAGGAACCAAGCCAUCGUCAUGGAGUUCGUGAUGAAACAGGCCCUGGGAGGGGCCACCAAGGACAUGGGGAAGAUGCUGGGGGGUGAUGAGGAGAAGGACCCCGAUGCCGCCAAGAAGGAGGAGGAGCGCCAGGAAGCGCUGCGGCAGGCGGAGGAGGAGCGCAAGGCCAAGUAUGCCAAGAUGGAGGCUGAGCGAGAGGUCAUGCGGCAGGGCAUCCGCGACAAGUAUGGCAUCAAGAAGAAGGAGGAGCGUGAGGCUGAGGCCCAGGCCGCCAUGGAGGCCAACUCAGAGGGCAGCCUGACCCGGCCCAAGAAGGCCAUCCCACCCGGCUGCGGAGAUGAGCCGGAGGAGGAGGACGAGAGUAUCCUGGACACGGUCAUCAAGUACCUGCCCGGGCCCCUGCAGGACAUGUUCAAGAAGUAACACGGCCUGGACAGCUGGGAGCGAGAGCCCUGCCUGCCCCCUGUACAGACCCUCUCAGAGGCCCCCAGGGACGUCGGGAGCAGCACGGCCCCCACGCCACUAUAAGCCAUAGUCCUAGGUCCACCCUGCCCGCGCCCCUACUGCACUGGCCCUGCCACCCCCGCCGAGGCCCAGGGCACAGCCCUCUGUGCUGGCUGGCCCCCCCCCCUCGCACCCACCACCCCCACCAGCCCCUCGCCCAGCCUGGGCAUGGUCCGUGCAUCACGGCACCGCGGGGUUCACACUCAGGAGCACAGCCAUAGCGGGGGUGGAUGUCUGGGCCGGGAGCAGUGGCGCCUGGUCCACUGCUCACAACCUGGGUUGCUGGGCCUGAUAAACCCUGCUUGUCUUCCUGUUGGCUCUACCCACACCCCCCGCCCAGGCCUCACUUUCUGUGUCCCUCCCUCCCUCCUCUGGGAGGCUCCUCAGCCUGUUCCCAUCUCAGCCAAGGGAAACAAAGAAACAGGUCUGGCGUUCCCAGACACCUCUGCAGUGCAGACUUGCGACCUGCCGCCCCCUGGCUGUUGUCCCCAUCCCGAGGGGCUCCUGCCCUUGCCCAGGGACACCCACACUCCAGUGCUUGGGAGACUUGAGGACACGGGGGCAAGGACAGGCAGGCCGGGGGCUCAGCUGUCCCUGCCGUUCCUCCAAAGUGUGUGCAGCACUUGGGGUGGGGCUGAGGGGCUCCUUGUGCCCAGACCAGCAGAUACCAGGGAGAUGGCAGAAAGACCCCAGUGCAUCCGCCCCACCCUCCCAUUCCCUGUUUGCCUCCCCCAUGUUUAAUUUGCAUCACAAUAUGUUGAAUCUCAGGUAAAUGAGGUCUUUGGUAUUUGAUGAGUUUUACCUUGACAGAAAGGCUGUUGCCUCGCACCCCCUGGCCCUUUCUGUCCACAUCAAAACUGCAUUCAGUGUCCACGGGUGGCAGGCCGGGGCCGUGGCAUGACACUGACCUUCAUGACCUUACAUAGCUCUUAGAGAAGCCAUAUCAAUUAGACUGCAAUACUAACCGCGGACACCCCUCCGUCCAAAGAGGCGAAGCAUGCCCGGCGCCCGCGCCCUGCUCGCCCCUGCCAUCCUCUGCUCCUCCUGGGUCCACGUCUUUUUAAAAUGCUUGUUUCCACAUGUUGAAAGGCCAGCUCCGAGCAGCCUGGGCGUUCUCUUGUGUCAACCCCAAAUCCCGUGGCCAGUGCAUGGGUGCCCAGGGCCGCCGAGCUUAGCUAGAUUGUGUCACUGUCUGUCUGUCCUUGCACCUGGCCUCCUCCUGCAUGUCGGGGGCCCUUGUGUGUGGUCUCUCUGGAUGGAAUCACAGCUAAUAAACAGUGAUUUCACACCCUG